Ostrea edulis (European flat oyster) is the source of this 6793-nucleotide messenger RNA. RefSeq lists its product as uncharacterized. The transcript has 11 exons. The coding region runs from base 14 to 1051 and encodes 345 amino acids. The record is from RefSeq and is a predicted model, not a curated record. NCBI's taxonomy places the organism in Eukaryota, Metazoa, Mollusca, Bivalvia, Ostreida, Ostreidae.
AAUAUGGUGGCCCAUGUUUACGAUGCAAAAAGGUAACCAAGGGAAAAGUUGUGAAAUAUGUAGCGAAAUUAUCAAAGACAAAAAAUCCUACAGACAGGUGAAAUCAAAUGUAGAUUUUUGUCAGUUAUUUUUAGAACUGAACUUGGAAGAAGACGGUUACGUUUGCAAGUUUUGUGUUAACAAGUUAAAUAGACUUCUCAGAAUUGACGACGACAUUAAAACGAAAGUAGCGAAGUUGACCGAGAAACGGAAUGAGUUGUUUGCAGAAUUAAAAAAUGCUGUCGGUAGCAAAGUACUUACACCUGUCAUUAAAAAACGGGGACGACAAAAAAACACACCAACACCCCGUAAACUAAAGGUCCAUCGCUUGUUGUCAUUCCCAAAUUCUCCUGGAGCUAGUGACGUGCGUAACCCAGCUGAUUCCAUAAAGCCAUUGAGAGAUGAAUCAGCAGGAGAGAGAUCUCAGCAAGCUGCAGAUGUAUUGGAUGAACAAAUUCAGCCCUUAGUUGUAGACAGUGUACAACCUGAUUCACAAACUAAGUUAUACCAUGAAAAGGACUUUGAUGUCAAGAUCACAGUAAAGUAUGGAAGCAAAUAUAGGUCUUUAGUUGUUCAUGAUCCCAUCAAACAAGCGAUAUGCAAAGCUAUGUUCAACAACAGUAAAACUUUUGUACAUCACUUGAUGAAGACAGACCAGUACAAGAAAAUUGUAGUUCAAGUCAUUUGUAAGGAGAUACGCAAGGAAAUCAGCGAAAUUUGCAGAAAAAAAGAUAAUCAGCUGCAUUACAACACUGAAAUUAAAGACUGGAAAAGUCUUCUGCAAUAUUUCAACCAGCGAGCUCCUAUUACUGCAUCAUUGUUAAAAAGUGUUAUACCAAAGGAUGUUAAAGAGAGUGAAAUUGAAGGGCAUAAACUGAUAAGCCUCUGCACUGGGUUUUCAGUUUUGUUGUACAGCAGAAACAACACCCUAUCAAGACUGCAGUACACUAUUGGACUGAUAUUGGAUCAAUGUGGUGCCACCAAAGAGUCCUUGGAACAAAUACUCAGGUGAGGGAGCGUGAGUGGACUCAAAACCGUGGUUUGCGACGAUGGGAUCAUUAUGACAGUUGGAAAACAAAGAGCUAGGAGAAACGAACGCAGGACUCAGUCAGUCAGUGGCGGAUCUAGGAUUUCCGAAGGAGUAUGGAUAUGGAGGAUCACAUGACGAUUUUGUCGAACUUAGACUAGAAGUGCUUGUUGUAGGACUUUCAGAAAAAGAGCUGGAACAUGGCUCAGCUUCCUGUGGUGGUUUAGUAACACUCCGUUUAAAAUAUUCAUCAAUCUUCUUCAUUUUGUAAUUUGAUCGGUUUCACAACUUGCCGGAACAAUAAUAGAGAAAAACAUGCCGUAAUGACAACGGAUUAGACCCGGAAAGGUGUAACACUAACAAGAUAUCAGUACCAAUAGGGAGACUAAUGUACCGCAGACACUUAUUUUUCACCUAUGUUUGUAGCAUUUAAUAGGUUUUUUUAAAAUCAAAAUUUGAGAAUUUGUUGAUAAGCGGUAAAACAAUUUUAUCUCAAAAUUCUGCAUCAUAAAUUGAUUAAUCGGAGUUAAACAUUUGUAUAAGAAUUUAAAUGUGUUAGCGAGCAGCGACACCUAUGGGUAGAGAAUGGAAAGAACACACGUACUUUAUAUGCCCACCCCCGGUGGCUAAACAUCAUUAUCAUUAACGCAUAUUCACGUGUAAAUUUAUGCAUAAUACCGUGUACACCUGUAACAGGGAGUGUGGUAAGUAUAUAACAACGAAAAUUCGUGAUCUUAUUAAGUCAGCAAGUUAAACAUCUUGUGUUUGAUAAAUUAUUUUAUUAGUAACAGAUGCUUAGUGACCGCAGCACUCCAUUGACUCCAAUCCUAAAUAGUUUCAACACUAAUCCGCAGGAUAUCGGUAAAUGAACGAACUUUCACAUACAUUCAUUCCAAAUGAGGUAAACCUUUUUUCCACACUAGACUCGUUCGCUUUGAAAUUAGAUGCGAUACAUAAAAUUAAUGUAUAUUGUACCAGGUGUAGAACUAAAUUCAAAUUCAGUUAUCUUUUAAAUUUAAACAUAUUUAGUUCGAUUAAGAGUACGUUCGAUUUAAAAAGGCUAUGUUUGGGGGAAAUUGCCCAAAACAUUUUAUCUUUUACAAUGUUUUCAGGGGGGGGGGGGGCUUUAUUCAUUGGGUAGGCUCUUAAGGUGGAUCGAUCCUCAUGUGACUUAUCAAUAUUAAUGGUUGAAAGUGGAAAAACUGUAUUAAUUUCCCACUCAAUAUAGUUUAAUUUAAUCAAUAACCAAAGACAAGAGGCCCAGGAGCCUUAUAGGUCACCUGAGUAUCAUGUAACAACCUUCCAAUGUUUGAAUUAGGUUUGUGUUUAAAUAUAAGAAUUUUACUUUUGGAUGGAAGAAACAUUGAAUAGCUAUGUGGUCAUGAAGUACAUGUGUCAUUUUUAUGUUCAAUCAAUAAUCCUUUUUAAAAAACCUAGGUCUGAGACAUCAUAAAGAAAAGGGUUAUUUACUCCUUAGAUAAAACCAAUAUAAGAAGAUUUUCAAAGAAUUUCUACAUUUUCACUAUAUGACAGAUAGAGCCCCACCCUAACACAAGAACCCCUGCCCCAGGGGCCAUGAAUUUCACAAUUUUGGUAGAGGGCUCAACGCUCAUUAUAAUUAUGCCCACAGUUUGGCUUCUUGAUGUCCAGGAGUAAAGAAGAGUUUUUAAAAUUACACUCAUUUUGAUGGUUUUUGCCCCACCCCUCAGGUCCCAGGGGGGCAGGGACCACGAACUUCACAAUUUUUGUUCCCCUCCACCCACAUAUGCUAUAUGCCAAAAUUGGUUGAAAUUGGUUCAGGGGUUUCAGAGAAGAAGCUGAAAAUGUUCAAAUGUUAACGCACGACGAACGACGACGGACAAAAACAGAAGAUUUUCAAAGAAAUAUUGCAUUUUCACUAUAUAAUCAAUCAGCCCCGCCUUUGCACCAGAACCCCUGACCCAGGGGCCAUAAAUUUCAGUUUUGAAAGAAGCAUCCUUGAUCAUCAUUAUCAUACUAUUAGUUUGUCUACUUAAUACCCAGCAGCAGAGAAGAUUUUCAAAGAAAUAAAAUGCAUUUUCACUAUAUGAUCAAUAGGGCCCCACCCUAAUACCAGAACCCCUGACCCAGGGGCCAUGAAUUUCACAAUUUUGAAAGAGGCAUCCUUGCUCAUCAUAACCAUGCUAUUGCUUUGUCUACUUAAUACCCAAGGACAGAGAAGAAGAUUUUGAAAGAAAUAAUGCAUUUUCACUAUAUGACUUAUAGAGCCCCACCCUAGCACCAGAACCCCUGAUCCAGGGGCCAUGAAUUUCACAAUUUUUAAAGAGGCAUCCUUGCUCAUUAUUACCAUGCUAUUAGUUUGUCUACUUAAUAUCCAGAGACAGAGAAGAAGAUUUUCAAAGAAUUUCUACAUUUUCACUAUAUGACCAAUAGAGCCCCACCCUAACAAAAGAACCCCUGCCCCAGGGGCCAUGAAUUUCACAAUUUUGGUAGAGGGCUCAACACUCAUUAUAAUUAUACUCACAGUUUGGCUUCUUGAUGUCCAGGAGUAAAGAAGAAGAUUUUUUAAAAUUACACUCAUUUUGAUGGUUUUUGACCCACCCCUCAGGCCCCAGGGGGGCAGGGACCACGAUUUUCACAAUUUUUGUUCCCCUCCACCCACUGAUUCUAUAUGCCAAAAUUGGUUGAAAUUGGUUCAGGGGUUUCAGAGAAGAAGCUAAAAAUGUUCAAAUGUUAACGCACGACGAACGACGACGGACAAAAACAGAUAGCAAUAGGUCACCUGAAUGAUUCAGGUGACCUAAAAAUGUGUAUGUUGCCACCUUUUUAAAGAUGUCAGACAUACAAAAACAGAAGUAUAUAUCAACAUAAAAAUCACAUAUUUUCGUUAAACAGAAUAAUGAAAAUUGAUUAAAACUUUUUGAAAUUACUUAUCUUAAACGUCAACAGUUCAAGAAAACUGCUAAUUCAUAGAUAUAUCAAAAUUAAUUGUGGAUAUUAGGGAAAUCAUUGUGUCAUUGACUGCAGUAGAGGAAAUUCCAGCAUAGGAGUUAUUGCCCUUGACAACAUUUUUAGAAUUAUAAAUAAUUGAUUAUCUAUGGAAAAUAAAAACCAGUGAACAAAAUUCCUCUGAGAGAUAUAUUUCUAUCAUGUCCAAAAUUUGAUUGAAUAAGCGUUUUUGCAAAAAGCUAUGACAUCACAUGAGGAUCGAUCGACCUUAAAAUCUUUUCUAAGGGUAUCAACCAAAAUAAAGUAAUACAAUUUGAAGGUAUUCGAUUAUAAUUCAAGUCUUUUUCAGUAUAUUUAUCUCUUCUUUUUUUUCAUUUGUGAAACAACAUACUGUCACAAUCGGGGGGGGGGGGGUACUUGCUUAAUAGUUUUAUUAAAGCUUACUAUUUCAAAUAUUAAGCAAGCACCUGUACGUUAGUACAUUCAUCCACCGUUUGAAAAUACAUAAUGUAUUAGGUAUUAAUAUGAAAUGGUGGAUUCUGGGGGUGACAUCCUGUUCUCUCUGUAAUUUCUGCUUCCCUUGUUCAUAAUAAGCCCUUUAUGUUAUAAAAUGCUGACCCCCUCAUAGCAUUGCUUAAAAUAUUUUCCAUUCCGUUCCGUUUUGCCUUCCGCGUAUUACCAACACCUAUAUUUCUCGGAGAGCGAGGUUGUGACAAAAUGUCGGUGCAAUAACGAUCUAUGAUGAUAAAAAGUCCAGGAAAUCAUUUGAUCUACUUUUAGCCCUAAAGUACGUCAUGGUGCGCCAAUUAAGUUGAAAUGUUAAUUGAUUAUGUAUUUCUCUUAAAGGGAAAUUGUGACUAAAUUUCAGAGCAAUACCUGUGACCAUACCAAAAAAAAUCUGGAAAACUGUUUGACCUACUUCUACCCCUAAAGUACUGUAGGUCAUAGUGCGCCAAUCCAGCUGAAAUGUUAACUGCACUUGUCUUCCGACGAGAGGAAGCCUUUGGCUAAAUAGCAGGCAAUAUCUGUAUUCGUAAUGAAAAAAAACACCCCAGAAAACUAUCUGACCUAUUUUUUAGUCCAAAAGUUAAGUAUACAUUACAUAUACAUCACAUUCUUUUAGAAUAUAGUGAUUUUACGCCCAUACGAAAUAGACUUUUUAAUAGUGUGCAAUCAAUGAAAGAACUUUUUACAAAUGUCGACAAUAUUUACAAGAAUGCGACUUUUACAGAAAAAUAUAAUACAACUGUUUAUAUACUCGAAUUGUUUUUGUUUUUUUAACCAGGUUAUGUAUUUUUAACUUUAAUGUCCGUCGGAUGGGACGUAAAAGGCUGUCCAGUGUCAAGGAUCACAACGCCCUUGGCACGCAAAGGAUCGUUUCCCUGAUGUUCGAAAAAGAGUCAAAUAGGUUUGCAAAGCGGAGCAUCAACUGGCACAUGUUGGUAUUCUUGUGGUAGGAAGCAGCAACUUUUUCUACAGUACACAUCUUUGAUUUACAAACUCCACAGGGUGCUGCAGUCACCGCCAACAUAUUAGUGGAUGUUGCCAAAAAUCUCUUGAAAUCCGUACCAUAUUUUUGAAACCCAUCCAUUUCUGUUAAGAUAAUGCAGGGUGUUAAAAAGGUUCAGUGGCCCUAGCACUGCUGAAUAAGGAGUUGUGUGAAAACAUUGUGUCCUACAACUUUUCAGAAUCACAGAAUGGAGAAGGACCCUGUGAUAGGCGUGCUGCCAACGUCAAGGGCAUAAUUAGGAGAUACAUCAACGAAGUUCAUGAUGUUACAACUGCAAUGCAGAUGAAACAGGCUGUGAUAGAGAAAAAAAGAAGGUGGAAUUGAAAGUUAAGGUUUUGACAUAUGUGAACAUGAUUGAUGUCCAGUCAUCAGAGGCUCCAUACUUCCAAUUUUUCAGUGAAGGCCUCGCAGUCUGGAAAGCAUAUUCCAUCGGAAGAGGAAUACUGCUACCAUGGAGUCAGGUUGGUCGUAUCAACAAGACCAUAGAAAUUCAAACUGUCUCGGACUGGAGCAUUGACCACGACACUAUGAACAAGACAUGUCAGCAAAUCUUAGAGUAUUUCAGUGCCCCCAGAACAGCAGCAUGUGUAUGUAUGUCUUCAUGCCAGAAAACAGUUGUUGCCAACAUUUUGAUACGAAAAUGUGAUAGUGAGAAUCUCGAUAUAUCUGACGGAGCUAAAAGAGUGUAUGCCAAAAAACUGGAGGAUCUGUACCCUAAGCGGGAGCUAAAAGAGUGUAUGCCAAAAAACUGGAGGAUCUGUACCCUAAGCGGGAAUAUAUUAUCCCAGUACCUGUUCCAGAAAAUGAACUAGCAGAAACUACCAUUAUGAUAAUAACAGGAUGGGCCAUUGAGAAAACGAAAUGCAGAAAAGCAUAAGGACUUUAUGAAGCAAAAAAUUUGACUUCGGGAAAAUGACAGGAAAUAAGAUAGAUCCUUGUGUUGCUGCAAAGGACAUGAGAGUGUUGUCUAUUUGUCGGAAAGAAUUCUUAUCCGAACAGCAGAUUGCGUCAUAUUUUAGUCGUCUCUGUGCCUUUCAGAAGAAGAUUAGCUCUGAUGACUACGUAUGUGCACAAUUAUAAUAUGAAAAAUGAUUGUGCUCUCAUCGUUUGAGAGGUUCUGUCCGUUUUGUAAUUUAGGUAUAUAUUUCAUCUAGAUAUGAUGAUGAGAUAUCCAUCAAAUUUUUAAGAAAAUGGACUUUCCCAAGCAUACCAAAUAACUUCAUUGAUAUAAUGUUAGGGAUGCCUUCUCAUGAUGUUGAAGUAAAAUUAAAAUACCAAUGUUUAAAUCA